AUGAAUGUGAUGAAAAACAAUUUCAAAAAUAAGUUUGUCAGUAACUCUUUUAUUAAUCAAAGUUUAAUUGAUGAAUAUUGCAUUACUAAUUCUGAUGGUAUCACUGAGUGUAAUGUUGAAAUUACCGGAAUUGAUCCUACCUCUUAUCCUGCACAUCUUGUUAGACCAAUCCCUCUAACUGAGAAUAUUAUUGCUUUUCCUAUCUCAAAUGGAGUGUUUCAUGCUGUUCAUGAACAACUCAAGCACUUCCCUGAUUGCAAUCCAUCUGUGAAUGAGUCAAAAUCAGAUACUGACAGUUUAUCACCUAACACUAAUCAAACUCAAACUGAUAUUGUAUUCAGUCGUGACUCAAUGAUAAGCAAAAGGACUCAAAGCUCUCUUGGUGAAUCUUACAUGCAAUGUGUUGAAGAAUCCAUUCAUGUGAAGUUUGAUGAGGAAUCAUACACUGAUGAAAAAGUCACUCAUUCUCCUUCUAUCUUUCAAGAGCUUCUCUCUUGUCCAUUCGAUGAAGCACCUUCUGCAGAAGAUAAGACUGAUUCCUCUGAUCCUAUCAUUCCAGUUCCAUGUUCCUUGAAUCAAGAUAUUGCAGCCACAUCAGCAGAUAAUUCAUUAAGUGCUGAUGAAACCCUUGAAGCUGAAGAUUCUCCUGAAACUGAUAAUGUGUCAGUGUCUAUCUCUCCGGAAUCAGCAUCAGUCAUUGAACAUCGAGAUCAUCCUGUUGAUCGAAUUAUAGGGAAUAUUCAUGAUGGUGUCCGAACCAGAUCUAGUGCACUUAAUAACUUUUGCAUAAUUCUCAAAUACUCUCCAAUGGCGGCAUCUCUGUUCACAUACUCCUCAACCUCUCGAAGAGUCGUUCCUGCCCCAAACUCUCCUCCACUUCCAAUUCACAUCAAGGCAACCAAUGUCGUCUUCAACCCUGACAUUCCAGAGGUUCAUCGAGGUCUUGGACUCGAUGAUUUCGUCAAUUUCUUGGCUUCUUGCCGAUAUGCAAUCAGUGAUGUACCGUCCGAGUUCUUCCCUGAACAAGUAUGUGAGUUUUACUAUACUGCAACAGUUAAUGAAGAAAACAAUGCCAUCACCGGAACCAUUGGUCAUGGCAGACACUCUGUCUUCAUCACCGCAGAACUACUCAGUGCUGCUUUAAGGUUACCAAUUUUCGAACCCUUUUCUGAACCUCCAACUAUUGAAAGAUGUAAACGAAUAUUUGAUCAACUGGGCUAUGAUCAUUCAAAGGCUGGUACUCGAUCAGCUCUUAUUUUGCGUCAGUGCAUGACCCCAGGCUGGAAGUUUUUCACUGGUGCUUUAUGCAAGUGUGUGGGUCACAAGUCUCGCAGUGGUGAUCAAUUGAGCAAUUAUGAGCAACAAGUCGUCUGCUCCCUUCUUCUCAACAAAAGAUUAGAUUAUGGGGCACUAUUCUUUGAUCAGCUUGUUCAGCUUCUACGUGCAAAUGUGCGUGCUGAUCAUGUUCCCUUUCCACGCUGGAUUGCCCUGGUGUUCGACAAAUUCUUCGCUGCUGACUACUUUUCUCACUCUGGGAAUCCAAUCCAAUGCCCUCGAAUGUCCGUUCGUAUGUAUCAGGAUGAUCCUUUGGAUACUGACAUUGGAAUCUCCGAUAGGAUGAGAGAAUGGAUUGCCAAUCCAUACACUAUGCCUUCUCUCACCGCUGACACUGAUGAAGGAGGUGCUGAUGGUAAUCGUAUGGAUCAUGCUGAUCAAGAGGUGGAACAUCAUGAUGGCGGCCAUUUCUCCCCUCAACUUUCUCAUCACCUCAUCUCAAGCCACUGGCAAAGCCUCCUCAGCACCACAGGAUUCCAUGCCUCUGGGGGGCAACCAUCACAGGAGGAGCAUCAGUCUCAGGGGGAGCAUUUAUCACCAGCAGCUCACCACUUCUCUCCAAGGAUGCAACCUAGCUCUCCAGUUGUCCCAGGUACCUCAAUGGUUCAAAUUCCCGCUUCAGCAUUUUCUGAACUGAUGUCACUGACUCGGGACAUGAGUCAACAUCUGCUUCGUAUUGAGGCUGAUGUUCAACAAAUCAAGGAGGUUCUCUUACUUACUCCUCCCUCUAGUGCCAAAUCUAAUGAUGUUCAAAAAGGGGGAGAUACUGAUGAUGAUGCUGAUGCUGAUGAUCAUGCUGAUGGUGAACCAAAUGAGAAAGACACAGAACCUGCUGACAACAUUAUCUUUCAGCAUGAUUCUGCGGGGCAUAAUAGUCCAGCAGCUACUGAAAAAUUGUUUGAAGACAGUGAGCAUGAUGAAGAGCAUGAUGAACCUAAUGAUGAAUGUCAAAUUCUUGACAUGAACUUCAUUGAUCCUCUCAUUCCAGUUCAGCAAGAAAGGUUAGAUGACCUUGAAGAAUCUCAUUCGAUAUUACCCGAUCCUAUUGCUGAUCCCAUCAUUCCAAUCCAAGGAGAGGAUUCGGACAUUGCCAGUGAAAAAUCUCCUCCGCUGUCUCGAAAGCGGAAGACUUUGGUGCUGGUGUAA
This is a messenger RNA of Lactuca saligna, 2481 nucleotides long. The record is from the annotation of a GenBank genome assembly. Lineage: Eukaryota; Viridiplantae; Streptophyta; Magnoliopsida; Asterales; Asteraceae.